This is a messenger RNA of Daphnia pulex (common water flea), 4611 nucleotides long. RefSeq lists its product as uncharacterized. The transcript is spliced from 22 exons. Lineage: Eukaryota; Metazoa; Arthropoda; Branchiopoda; Diplostraca; Daphniidae. Gene Ontology annotation, molecular function: lipid carrier activity. The coding region runs from base 75 to 4514 and encodes 1479 amino acids. The record is from RefSeq and is a predicted model, not a curated record. Gene Ontology annotation, biological process: lipid transport.
AGUAGUUCAAUGGCCUAGUCUUCAAGGCACCCAACUGAACGAAAAACGCACCAGUUGAUCUCGAACUGUCAGUGAUGAAUAGGACCGGCUUAGUCGUCUCUGUCUUCGUCAUUAUCUCCUAUGCAGCACGAUGUGGCUGUUGGGAUCCAAAUCACGUUUACCUGUACGACUAUUCAGCCAGUAUAGCCAUCGGAUCACCGACUGUAAGCACCCUGCGAAUGAAAAGUCAACUGAGCGUUCGCGUAAUCAACACUGAACUGCUGAUCUUUAAAUUAAAUGAUUCAAACUUGACUACAUCUGAAAACGAAGAAUGGUCGGGAUCGACUUUACGCCACCUGGAGACGGAAUUCCAAGUCGUUUUGCAAAAUAAUACCGUGCAAUCGUUGGGUUAUCCUGUGCGUUCAAAUGUCAGCCACUGGGCGGUCGGUGUCCACAAGGGAAUGGCCAGUAUUUUCAGCUUGAGAUAUCCGGAGCCGGAACCGAAAGACGGCCGCCUCACCAGCAGCAAAACCUACAGUUCCAUGGAAGAAGAGGUGACUGGCCGAUGUGCCAACGUUUACGAGUGGUAUGCACUGGAGGACGAUGGUAAAGCGGGAACCAAACCCGCUGACAAAUAUCUCUGUCAUCCGACAUCCAGCAGCAGAUAUCAGCUGUACAAGACGAGAGAUUUCGAUAACUGUACGCAGUUGUCCAUGUACAAUAUCUUGUCUCCAGCUGGAUGGAGAUGUCGACCCGGAACGGCCAUCUGCGAAAACGCCCAAUCACGAUCGUUAGUUGAAAGGGUUAAGCUCUGUGGAGACUUGACGAAGAGGAAGCUGGACAUUUUGAAUGUGGAAGUGAGAGAAGAUUGGAUUGGGCAGCCCUGGGGCGCCAAACAUCGCCCAUCCGCGUCCGGAAGAAUGAGCAUCACACAACGGGUGACACUGACCGCAAAGGAGGAAAAUAAAGCCAGGCCGGGCGAAGAAGGGCCGGCCGCUGCUGCUGUCGAACUGUUGCAUCGGCGAGAAGGUGCUGCUGCUGACGGGACCCGGUACGAACAACAAUCGCUGGCUUACGUUUUUCGCGAGCCGGAAUCGGAUUUGGCGUUGCUGGACGACGGCAAAGUGAUAAGCGAUUUUCUCGAAGAUAUCAAGGAGUUACGCUCCAUCACCUUCCGACCAAUGGAGUUGGUCAAGCGCAAAGGAUCGAAUUUGAGGAUACGGCUGUUCAAUCGCUUUCGAUCCUUGAGUCGGCUCCAGUUGGAAUCGCUCACAAAAGAAGCUCGACGUCAGCUUACACCUCAGCAAUGGUCGUUUUAUUUCCAACAAAUGGCCAUGGUGGGUUCGGCCGUGACCUUAGAUAUCGCCGUCCAGCUGAUGGAAGCGGAACAAAUCACCAAUGAAGAUGUCAUGAGUCUCAUCUCGGGUUUCAGCAUGUUUCUACGCGAUCCAUCCGACCACGUCCUUGGCCAGCUCUUGUCGUUGCUGGACUCGAAGGUGGUGCGACGAGAGCCGGACCUUCGCCAGACGGCCAUGGUUUCUCUGGCAUCUUUUUUCCGUGUGGCUUGCACCGAUCGAUUAUCAGCCGAGACCCGGUUCCCGUCGCAGUAUUUGAACAGGACGUGGGACGCGGGGCGGAGAGACACUUGGCCGCGACGCUUUGUGAAAAGAAUCGCCGUCGAGAUCAGUCGGGGCGAGGCCGGCGAUCGGAGCGCCGCUCUGUCGGCCCUAAACAUUCUCGGCCAUCCAUCGCUCAUACCCGUUGUAAUUCCCCUGAUCGAGGGAAAGGUUGAUGCCAAUCCAGCCAUCCGGACGAAAGCUGUUUUGGCGCUUCACAAACUUGCUCAUCACGGGGACGUUGUGGCCAUCAAGAUUUUGCAUACCGUCUACGCCAACCCAUCAGAGAAUUACCAAGUUCGAUUGGCGGCCUUCACUCUGCUGAUGCUCAGCAUUCCGCCCAUUCACGUCUGGCAGGCCGUGGCGGCGAGAACUUGGUUCGAACCGAGACAAAGUCACGUCGCUUCUUUCGUCUUCACCACAUUCGACACGUUGGCCUCGCUGCGCACUCCGUCGCGAUUCCUGCAGAAAUUAUCACUGAGGGCCAAGCAGGUGCUCAGGUUGACAAAGCCAGUGACCCGGGGGCGCUCGGCUAAUUACAUCUGGUCGUACGAGAAGAGGCGCCGCCUGCUGGCCAGCUACCUCCGCCUGGAAACGUUCGCUAACAAGGCCUCCGUCUUCCCCAAGGAGAUCUACGGUCGACUCAACUUCAACUUGGGCGCCAUUGACUUUGAUUUUCUGGAAUUCGAGAUCCACGGUCAUCACAUGGAAUCAAUACUCGCCCACGUCCUCGCCCAGCACGACGACGGCGGCGAGUGCAGCAGCAGCGCUGGCCAGCCACGCCGGACGACGCCGGACUCGAUCGACGCUCUCCUCCACCGGCUCAACGUCAGCUACCCUUCGGGCGAUCUGGGUGAAGGUUUCCUCCAUUGGACGUUGAUGGAAUCCAUUGAAAAGUUUUGGUCUUUCGAUGGCGCCGCUAAAAGCAUCCGAGGCUAUCUAGAGUCGUCGGCGUCGAGCUGGAAUGUCGAGUGGCUCCGGCUCCUGCCACUUGUCAACGUCGAGAUCAGGUGGGCUAAUUCCAUGGGCCUCGUCGCCGAGAUCCAGGUCAAAGGUCAGAUCGCUGCCAGUCUCAACGGAACACUCCAGUACAGCCGCAGGCCGAUGAUUGUCGACAGUCACCUGAAUCCAACGUUGGCGCUUGAAAUCGAUUCGUCUAUGGCAAUCCAGCCAAGUAGCGGCGGCGUCGGUGGCGUCGCGUCGAGCUCCAACAUUCUUCUGUUGGCCUCGCUGCCCGGCCGCCUCAAGGCCCAAUUGACGGAGCUGCCCGUCCAGCGGAUCGAUGUCAAAUGGUCCGCCGAGAGCUCCGAUGAAACCCAAGAAUUUAUAUUACUCCACAAAAGUCAUUGUCUAGGCGUCUGCACCGAGUCUGGAUCAUCUCAGCAGGUCGAGAUGUUCGAGUGGAAGAAUCUGCUGGGCGGCGACGUGGGCGUUGGUGGUGGCGGCGGUCAUCCGGACUGGGAGAAGCUCUUGUCGGCCGUCAGUUUCUCUUGGCUGCCAAAUGAAAAUAUGGCGAUCGGUUGGCAACAGUUCUCGUGGCGCAAGUCAAUCCACCCGAGCGUUUUCCAAUUUUCCGUCCAACUGGAUAAGGCCGGAAAACCGAUGGAGUGGAUUAUGAAAUCCGGGACUAGCGAUUUGCUCCCAGCAGCGCCAACUCUCGUCGGAGGUGAAAGUCAAGGAGCGAGGGGAUCAGCGAUGGACGGCCAGAAUCCACGACGAGUGACAACUGAGAAAUCGACAAGCCUCAGCAGCAGCAGGAGCAGCAGCGAUCCAGUCGAUUUCAUUGUCAUCGAAAUACCAGCCGAGGGACGACGAGGAGCCAAGCCGAUUGCUUGGAGUGCAGCUGCUCCUGCUCCAGCUCCUCAGCAACUCUCCUCAGUCUGGCCGGAAUUAUCCAAGCAAAUAGGACGUCUUUUAUUCAACGUUGCCAGUGGGCAGGAGCAGGAGCAACCGCCGGAAAUUCGGGAGCCAAACAAACAGCGCAGCGGGAAAGGCGAUCACCUGGCCGUGCGAUGGAAAUGGCAAUGGGGCGAUGACAUUUACAGCACGUCGACGGGCGCCCGCGAUUUCCCCAUGGAAGCCCUUCGCACACGCUACACGGGCGAGUGCCGGAUUGGCGCGGCCGAGAUAACCACGUUCGACGGCGUCGUUUACGAGCCUCGUUUCGUUGACGGGUGCCAAUACAUGGCCGUGGCCGCCACAGGUCCCGACGACAAAGCCGUGAUCCUCCUCGAUCGCGGAUCUAACGCCAAAAAUCAGGUCCUCCGACUGAUGGUGUCUGACGACGCCAUCGAAAUCGACUUGGCCAACAAAACAUUAAUCGUCAACCGAGUGCCAAUUCCUCUGGCGCAGAAACCCUCAGCAACAGCAGCCAACAACAGCCGAUCACGCAACCCCAGCCCCGGCGGUUUCACGCUGAGUUCGUGUCACGGCGACUUGCUCUACGCCCGAUUGGUGGGAGACGGACACAACAAGAGAGAGGACACACUCCAACUCGAACUGCCCCUCAAUGGACUCUUGUUGGACAUCCAUUCCGCAGAUGAAAUCAUUAUCAAAGGCCGAGAAAGUUUGGGCGGCCAAUUGCAAGGACUCUGUGGCGAUAUGAAUGGCGAGCGCUUAUUCGAAUUCCGCGGGCCCCGUCGCUGCGUUCUUUCUUCGGGCAGCCUUAUGACCGCUCAAUACCAAACUUCCGACCACCCGCACUGCUCAAUAAGGUUUCAUCCCAGCAUCUCCCACGACGGCAGCAGCAGCGGGGGCAUUCAACAGAAUAAAAUGGAGUCGUCGUUGGCGUCGUCGUCAUCUAGACAUGCCGGCCGACUUCCAGAUGACAAUUUGAAUAACUGUCCCAGACAGGAAGGAUCGCCGACUGUCAUCCAAAUGCCCAUCAGCGCCACUGGUCAACCAAACGAUGACUUGUAGCUAAUAAUACAAAUUUAUAUAUAUAUAUAAUAUUCCUUUCUCGCAACAUCAAAAUCUAUGACGCCGAUGAAAUAUACUGCCUUAUUAUGGUCCUGAA